Molecule: messenger RNA, 998 nt
Organism: Aspergillus ibericus CBS 121593
Lineage: Eukaryota; Fungi; Ascomycota; Eurotiomycetes; Eurotiales; Aspergillaceae
Exons: 1
Coding region: 147-725 (192 amino acids)
Source: RefSeq, a predicted model, not a curated record
CUUAUCAUGCGUUUCAAGUUUCUGAAAAGGACACGCGUCGGUUUGCCAAUGCUGGGCGCUACAUGCUGAUCACUUCGGAUUGUCACUCCAUGCCUGGAUACCGAAGUUGGAGAGAAAGCAGGUGAAGCGUGUCGGGCACCCCUGCAAUGGGGUCGCCUCAGGGAGCAAUUCUUAUGGCAAAAAUAACACCAUUGCAACGAGUCUGCGGGCAGCGUUCAUUACAUGUGCCAGUUGAUCACCUUGAAUACAACAGAGCCUACACACGAUCAUUAACCCGGCAUGUCAAUGGAUCCACUCGUCAGAACCAAUAUAAUCUUUCGAUCAUGCCCAGGCAUACUUUGAAGCAUUAUAUUGCAGCGAGGUUCAUUGUCAUGUUGAGCAGGAUGAUUUAUGGGCGGUUGUUGUUUCCAUACAAUACCACCAGACCCUUGGCUUGUUGUCAUAUUCCGGUACUAGAUCAGUCUUAUCAUGUAAUGAUGCUGCUAAGCAUGCAGUCCUUGUCUCAGCAAUGCUCGUCAGUCAUUAGCUGUCCCGUACAUGCUUCCAACCUCGAGGAACCUGGAAUCCUUGUACCUGCUUUCCACCUUUCGACUUCUGGUACUUCCUAUCCUCCUGGAGGCUGGUUGACCCCAAAUCACGGCAUCAGCCAUGGAUUUGUGCUUCUAUUGAAGGUCCCGAUCGACCGUGUCAACCAUCUCUUUGCGAUGCAGAUUGCAAAUAGAUGAUGGGCGCUGAUACAGGCCACGAUCUCCAGUCGGGGUCCCUCCUUUCGAGGAGAAGAGAACGGUUUUUGGGGAUGUUGUUUGUCCGUUCUGCAACUGCCCUCCAUUGUUGAUUUGACAUGGAGAGGAAACAAAAACCUGUCCCUGAGGGUACUGUAUCACACACAAGAGGUUACAUCGUGUGGCCCUGGAAACUCAAGUGACGACAAAGAAGCAUGUCUAAAGAUAUUGGGAGAUGGUUCGUUUGAUCCAAGGUCUCGACUCGGGAUGUUUUGG